CUAUUUUUUCCAAUAAUUAUUUCAUUUUGUUACAAAAAGGAAAUUAAUCAGCUGUGACACCUCACUGACAUUUGAAUGCAUGAAUAUUCAGUUUAUGACCAUGUGACACAACUUCCAGUGAUGGAGGUAAAAUAUAAAUGACACUCUUUGCAGCUUAGAGGCACACAUGAUAGCGUUUGUUGUGAGUUUAAUUACAGCAAAUGUUGUUAAGCAACUGUCUGAUAUUCUGUUAUAUGUAUAGUUAUAUACUUUGCACAUGUAGGAGGAAACGUUCCAAUGGGUUUAGAGCAGAAAUUAAUUAUUGGAUUUAAUGCCACAUUUGUUCACCCAGGAAGAUUCUAUCUUGGUGGGUUUUCUGACAUGGCUCAUGAUAAUUAUUACUAUAUCUUCCUGUGUUUUGUCUACAUAUUUACUGUUGUAGGAAAUGUUUUGCUCAUUUUAAUUAUUUUUCUGAUAAAGACUCUUCAUACUCCGAAAUACUUGAUUGUGUUCAACCUGGCUUUGACAGAUUUGUGUGGGAGCACAGCUCUCAUCCCAAAACUGUUAGACACAUUUCUGUUUGACAGAAGAUACAUUCUCUAUGAGGCUUGCUUAAGUUAUAUGUUCUUUGUUUUGUUCUUUGCAAGUAUUCAGUCAUGGACACUUGUCAUUAUGGCAUAUGACAGAUUUAUAGCCAUUUGUUUCCCUUUAAGGUACCAUAGUAUUGUGACUAAAACAUCUAUUGCUGCAAUGCUAGCCUUUGAAUGGGUGCUUAUAACAAGCAUCAUGGCAUCUACUGUUGGGCUUAUUGAUCGCCUUUCCUUCUGUGGAUCUUUUGUGGUGAAAAGCUUUUUCUGUGAUCAUGGACCUGUGUUUUAUCUGGCAUGCAAUGAUACAUCUUUAAACCGCAUAAUGGCAUAUGUUGCCUUAGUUAGUUUCAUCUGUAUUCCUCUAAUAUUAAUAGCGUUUACUUAUGUUUGCAUUUCCAUAGCACUGAGCAGAAUUGCGUCAGGAGAGGAACGACUCAAAGCACUGAAAACUUGUACUUCUCAUGUGAUUCUAGUUGCUGUUUUCUUUUUGCCAUUGGUGGGAACAAACAUAGCUGCAGUGGCCUCCUAUAUUCAUCCUAAUGCCAGGAUCAUAAACUCAACUUUGGCAUACACCAUACCAGCUUUGCUUAAUCCUAUUAUAUAUGCUUUAAAGACAGAAGAAGUGAUGAAUGCUGUCAAGAAGCUUUGGAAAAAAACCCCGUUUAUAAACACAGCAUAA
Oreochromis aureus is the source of this 1248-nucleotide messenger RNA. RefSeq names its product olfactory receptor 1-like. NCBI's taxonomy places the organism in Eukaryota, Metazoa, Chordata, Actinopteri, Cichliformes, Cichlidae. Gene Ontology annotation, biological process: G protein-coupled receptor signaling pathway. Gene Ontology annotation, cellular component: membrane. The transcript has a single exon. Gene Ontology annotation, molecular function: olfactory receptor activity; G protein-coupled receptor activity. The record is from RefSeq and is a predicted model, not a curated record. Bases 277 to 1248 code for a protein of 323 amino acids.